Molecule: messenger RNA, 2215 nt
Organism: Neomonachus schauinslandi (Hawaiian monk seal)
Lineage: Eukaryota; Metazoa; Chordata; Mammalia; Carnivora; Phocidae
Gene: AIFM3
Product: apoptosis inducing factor mitochondria associated 3
Exons: 19
Coding region: 65-1861 (598 amino acids)
Biological process (GO): execution phase of apoptosis
Cellular component (GO): cytoplasm; mitochondrion
Molecular function (GO): oxidoreductase activity, acting on NAD(P)H; 2 iron, 2 sulfur cluster binding; flavin adenine dinucleotide binding
Source: RefSeq, a predicted model, not a curated record
CCCUAGGCCUCCCACAGCCUAUCAUCUGUGUAUCUGCCUCCCAUUCAUCUGUGGGCCACUCGCCAUGGGUGGGUGCUUCUCCAAGCCCAAGCCAGUGGAGCUCAAGAUCGAGGUGGUGCUACCCGAGAAGGAGCGGGGCAAGGAGGAGCUGCUGGCCGGCGGGAAGGGCAGCCCCCGGACCUACCAGGGCAACGGCACAGCCCGCCACUUCCAUGCCGAUGAGCGCCUGCCCGCCCCUCACCCCUAUCCCAGCGCUCAGGACUGUGUGGAGGCCGCCGUCUGCCACGUCAAGGACCUCGAGAAUGGCCAGAUGCGGGAAGUGGAGCUGGGCUGGGGGAAGGUGUUGCUGGUGAAGGACAACGGGGAGUUCCACGCUCUGGGCCACAAGUGUCCGCACUAUGGCGCACCCCUGGUGAAAGGCGUGCUGUCCCGUGGCCGGGUGCGCUGCCCCUGGCAUGGUGCCUGUUUCAACAUCAGCACCGGUGACUUGGAGGACUUCCCUGGCCUCGACAGUCUGCACAAAUUCCAGGUGAAGAUUGAGAAGGAGAAGGUGUACGUCCGGGCCAGCAAGCAGGCCUUGCAGCUACAGCGAAGAACCAAGGUGAUGGCCAAGUGUAUCUCUCCGAGUGCUGGCCACAGCAGCAGCACCAACGUGCUCAUUGUAGGCGCAGGUGCGGCUGGCUUAGUGUGUGCGGAGACCCUGCGGCAGGAGGGGUUCUCAGACAGGAUCGUCUUGUGCACGCUGGACCGGCACCUCCCCUAUGACCGACCUAAGCUCAGCAAGUCCCUGGACGCCCAGCCUGAGCAGCUGGCCCUGAGGCCCAAGGAGUUCUUCCGAGCCUAUGGCAUCGAGGUGCUCACCGAGGCCCAGGUGGUCACAGUGGACGUGAGAAACAAGAAGGUCGUGUUCAAGGAUGGCUUCAAGCUGGAGUACAGCAAGCUGCUGCUCGCACCAGGGAGCAGCCCUAAGACGCUGAGCUGCAAAGGCAAAGAGGUGGAGAAUGUGUUCACCAUCCGGACCCCUGAAGAUGCCAAUCGUGUGGUGAGGCUGGCCCGGGGCCGCAACGCGGUGGUCGUGGGAGCUGGCUUCCUGGGGAUGGAGGUGGCCGCCUAUCUGACCGAAAAGGCCCACUCAGUGUCCGUGGUGGAGCUGGAGGAGACGCCCUUCAGGAGAUUUUUGGGGGAACGUGUUGGGCGUGCCCUCAUGAAGAUGUUUGAGAACAACCGGGUCAAGUUCUACAUGCAGACAGAGGUGUCCGAGCUGCGAGCCCAGGAGGGAAAGCUGAAGGAGGUCGUGCUGAAGAGCAGCAAGGUUGUGCGGGCUGACGUCUGUGUUGUGGGCAUUGGUGCGGUGCCCGCUACGGGCUUCCUGAGGCAGAGCAGCAUCAAUCUGGAUUCCCGAGGCUUCAUCCCUGUCAACAAGAUGAUGCAGACCAACGUCCCAGGCGUGUUUGCAGCUGGUGAUGCUGUCACUUUCCCCCUGGCCUGGAGGAACAAUCGGAAAGUGAAUAUCCCACACUGGCAGAUGGCUCAUGCCCAGGGGCGGGUGGCGGCCCAGAACAUGCUGGCGCAGGAAGCGGAGAUUAGCACCGUGCCCUACCUGUGGACAGCCAUGUUCGGCAAGAGCCUGCGCUACGCUGGGUACGGAGAAGGCUUCGACGACGUCAUUAUCCAGGGGGAUCUGGAAGAGCUCAAGUUCGUGGCUUUUUACACCAAAGGCGAUGAGGUGAUUGCUGUGGCCAGCAUGAAUUACGAUCCUAUUGUCUCCAAGGUAGCUGAGGUGCUAGCCUCCGGCCGUGCCAUCCGAAAGCGGGAGGUGGAGACCGGCGACAUGUCCUGGCUCACAGGGAAAGGAUCCUGAGCUCGCAUGCAGCAGACUUGGGCAGGCACGCUUGGGCACCAGGGACAGAGGCCAAGCCCUGGGGGCAGGUGCCAACCUCCAAUUUCCCAGGAUUCCCCAGGGCAGAACCUGAGCCUUCCCAGUGCUUGCCUUCGGUUGCCUGGCUCACCUCCAGAGAGGCUUCUGCUACCUCCAGGAGAUGCUUACCCCCCAAGGCCUCAGCUGCCACUGAUGGCUGGCAAUGGAGGCAGGACAGGCCUAUCCUCUUCUCCCUCUCUUGAGACUGGUCCCCUGCGGGACCCUGCAACAUAUUAGACAUUAUCUUAAAAUUAAAACGCACACAUUUGCAGAUCUGUGUGACUUCCAUUGUAAUUG